Apodemus sylvaticus (European woodmouse) is the source of this 7003-nucleotide messenger RNA. RefSeq names its product U2 snRNP associated SURP domain containing (gene U2surp). The transcript is spliced from 28 exons. Gene Ontology annotation, cellular component: nucleus. The coding region runs from base 60 to 3149 and encodes 1029 amino acids. Gene Ontology annotation, biological process: RNA processing. The record is from RefSeq and is a predicted model, not a curated record. NCBI's taxonomy places the organism in Eukaryota, Metazoa, Chordata, Mammalia, Rodentia, Muridae. Gene Ontology annotation, molecular function: RNA binding.
CUUUCGGGGCUCGACUCACCCGCGCUGCUGCCUCCGCUGAAGGAGGAGCAAAACUCAAGAUGGCCGACAAAACGCCAGGCGGAUCUCAGAAGGCCAGUUCAAAGAGCCGAUCAUCGGAUGUUCAUUCAUCUGGAUCUUCAGAUGCACACAUGGAUGCAUCUGGACCCUCAGAUAGUGAUAUGCCAAGUCGAACACGACCUAAAAGCCCAAGAAAACACAAUUAUAGGAAUGAAAGUGCCCGCGAAAGCCUUUGUGAUUCUCCUCAUCAGAAUCUCUCAAGACCUCUUCUAGAAAACAAGCUUAAAGCAUUCAGUAUUGGAAAAAUGAGCACAGCAAAGCGAACUCUAAGUAAGAAGGAGCAAGAGGAACUGAAGAAAAAGGAAGAUGAGAAGGCAGCUGCUGAAAUUUAUGAGGAAUUUCUUGCUGCUUUUGAAGGAAGUGAUGGUAAUAAAGUGAAAACGUUUGUUCGAGGCGGGGUUGUUAAUGCAGCUAAAGAUGAACAUGAAACAGAUGAAAAAAGAGGUAAAAUCUAUAAGCCAUCUUCAAGGUUUGCAGAUCAAAAAAAUCCUCCAAAUCAGUCAUCCAAUGAAAGGCCACCGUCUCUUCUUGUAAUAGAGACGAAAAAGCCCCCACUGAAGAAAGGGGAGAAGGAAAAGAAAAAAAGCAAUUUGGAACUUUUCAAAGAAGAACUAAAACAAAUUCAGGAAGAGCGUGAUGAGAGACAUAAAACAAAAGGCAGGUUAAGUCGGUUUGAACCUCCUCAGUCAGACUCUGAUGGUCAGCGACGUUCUAUGGAUGUGCCUUCAAGAAGAAAUAGAUCGUCUGGUGUUCUCGAUGAUUAUGCACCCGGCUCACAUGAUGUGGGAGAUCCCAGCACUACAAACUUAUACCUUGGAAACAUUAAUCCACAGAUGAAUGAAGAAAUGCUGUGCCAAGAAUUUGGAAGAUUUGGACCAUUGGCUAGUGUAAAAAUUAUGUGGCCUAGAACUGAUGAAGAAAGAGCACGAGAAAGAAAUUGUGGCUUUGUGGCUUUUAUGAAUAGAAGAGAUGCUGAAAGAGCUCUAAAAAACCUAAACGGAAAAAUGAUUAUGUCUUUUGAAAUGAAGUUAGGCUGGGGUAAAGCUGUACCUAUUCCUCCACACCCUAUAUACAUUCCGCCUUCCAUGAUGGAACAUACGCUCCCCCCACCUCCAUCCGGACUGCCUUUUAAUGCGCAGCCUAGAGAGCGGUUAAAAAACCCCAACGCUCCCAUGUUGCCACCACCUAAAAACAAGGAGGAUUUCGAGAAGACUCUGUCGCAAGCCAUAGUCAAAGUGGUUAUCCCAACAGAAAGGAAUUUACUCGCCCUGAUACACCGAAUGAUAGAAUUUGUUGUACGUGAAGGGCCAAUGUUUGAAGCUAUGAUUAUGAACAGAGAAAUCAACAAUCCUAUGUUCAGGUUCUUAUUUGAAAACCAGACACCAGCCCAUGUUUACUACAGGUGGAAGCUUUAUUCUAUUCUGCAGGGAGAUUCUCCAACGAAAUGGCGGACAGAAGAUUUCCGAAUGUUCAAAAAUGGAUCCUUUUGGAGGCCACCACCAUUAAAUCCAUACCUUCAUGGGAUGUCAGAGGAGCAAGAGACAGAGGCGUUUGUAGAAGAGCCUAGUAAGAAGGGAGCACUCAAGGAAGAACAGCGGGAUAAAUUAGAAGAAAUCUUGCGAGGAUUAACUCCAAGGAAAAAUGAUAUUGGAGAUGCCAUGGUUUUCUGUCUUAAUAAUGCUGAGGCUGCUGAAGAAAUAGUGGAUUGUAUUGCGGAGUCGUUGUCCAUCUUAAAGACGCCUCUUCCCAAGAAGAUAGCCAGAUUAUAUUUGGUUUCUGAUGUUUUAUACAACUCUUCAGCCAAAGUUGCCAAUGCUUCAUAUUACAGAAAAUUUUUUGAAACAAAGCUAUGUCAGAUAUUUUCAGACCUCAAUGCUACUUAUCGUACAAUUCAAGGCCAUUUACAAUCUGAAAACUUUAAGCAACGGGUAAUGACCUGCUUCAGAGCAUGGGAAGAUUGGGCAAUUUAUCCAGAACCAUUUUUGAUCAAACUUCAGAAUAUUUUCUUAGGACUUGUAAAUAUCAUUGAAGAAAAGGAAACAGAGGAUGUGCCAGAUGAUCUUGAUGGUGCUCCCAUUGAGGAAGAGCUUGAUGGUGCUCCUCUAGAAGAUGUGGAUGGAAUUCCCAUUGAUGCUACUCCCAUUGAUGAUCUGGAUGGCGUCCCUAUCAAAAGCCUUGAUGAUGAUCUGGAUGGAGUGCCUUUGGAUGCAACUGAAGACUCAAAGAAGAAUGAACCUAUAUUUAAAGUUGCCCCAUCAAAAUGGGAGGCUGUAGAUGAAUCUGAAUUGGAAGCACAAGCGGUAACGACUUCUAAGUGGGAGUUAUUUGACCAGCAUGAAGAGUCAGAAGAAGAAGAAAACCAAAAUCAGGAAGAAGAGAGUGAAGAUGAAGAAGACACUCAGAGUUCCAAGUCGGAAGAACAUCAUUUGUACUCUAACCCAGUCAGAGAAGAGAUGACCGAGUCUAAGUUCUCCAAGUACUCGGAAAUGAGUGAAGAAAAACGAGCUAAGCUUCGUGAAAUUGAGCUAAAAGUUAUGAAGUUUCAAGAUGAGUUGGAAUCUGGAAAGAGACCUAAAAAACCAGGUCAAAGCUUCCAGGAACAAGUAGAGCACUACAGAGAUAAAUUGCUGCAGCGGGAGAAGGAGAAAGAAUUAGAAAGAGAACGAGAAAGAGACAAAAAAGAUAAAGAAAAAUUGGAAUCUCGAUCCAAAGACAAGAAGGAAAAGGAUGAAUGUACUCCAACAAGAAAAGAAAGGAAGAGACGACAUAGUACCUCCCCCAGCCCAUCUCGAAGUAGCAGCGGUCGGCGAGUGAAAUCCCCAUCACCCAAAUCAGAGCGGUCCGAACGGUCAGAAAGGUCUCAUAAAGAAAGCUCUCGGUCCAGAUCUUCUCACAAAGACUCUCCUAGAGACGCUAGCAAAAAAGCCAAAAGGUCGCCAUCUGGUUCAAGGACACCCAAAAGGUCUAGGCGGUCUCGCUCUAGGUCCCCUAAGAAAUCAGGGAAGAAAUCCAGAUCUCAGUCCCGGUCUCCACACAGGUCUCAUAAAAAGUCAAAGAAAAACAAACACUGACGUAUAUUUUUAAGAUGCUGUCACUUAUUGGAAAUGCAAGUUUGUUUUGUGCCUGAAUGGUUUUUUUGUUUUUUUAAUAAAAAAAAAACCAUACACACAAAAACAAAAAAUUCUAAUGAAAGAGCAUUCCUGGGUUUUGUUUGUUGUUUGUUUGUUUGUGAAUGCAUGUGUAAGCUCAUGAGUAACUGCAUCUGUAGACCUGUCAUUGUUUUAUAUUGUAUAAAUUACUUUUGUUGUGGCUGUUUUCUCAAGAUGAAAUUUUUAUUGUGCUAAUGAAUUUCAUCAGAAAUGUGUCCAAUGGAUCUGCUGGCAGUAGUAGUAUUUUGUUUUAGGAUGUUGUGACUUAGACACAUAAUACAGAUGUCUUCCCCCCUUUUGUAGCUUUGACAAUUUGAAUUAGAUUUCAAAUAAAAUCUGAACAGAAAACUAUAAUGUUGUUUUUUUGCCCAGUUGGUGACACCAAGUCCCUUAAAGACCUAUUAAGUGAAUUUGGCACCAUGGCUGUUUCUUAUCCCGAGUGUACUUUACAGGCUCCCGUGUUUAAGUAGCAGGUAUUUUAUAAUUACUAAAAUGACUUUCAGAAGUUAAGGGACCCAACACUCCAUUUAGUAGGUUUUGCUUACCCAUUUCUGUAAAAGGGUUUCAUACCCGGAGAACAGAAGGCUCGAGUGAGAGGGAUGAUGUGUAUCUGUUAGUGCAGUGCCUGGUUCAAACAGUUCUUUCUCAAAGAAGCAACAUGACUUCAAAACACUCAGCCCAUCUUCUGAGCAAUUAACGUAUGUAGGGUAAAUUUAAUUUUUAUCUUCUAUCAUGAAACAAGUUUAUUUAUAAAAGGUUUUAUAAAAAAAUUUACCAUAGAAUUCUUUUGUAUAAUAGUUGCCUUUUUAUAAUUGUCUGUAGGUUAUCUUUAAAACACUGGUAUCAUGAUAUUUGUACAAAUUUGUUUGAAACAGCUUUUUGUUUUAAAGGAUUUGGUUUGAAGUACAGCUUUAAAUAAAAAUUAAAAAAUUAAACGGUUUUCAGGCAAUUUUAACAUCCAAUGGUUUAUAAAUUCAAGGCUCAAAAAGUUGACUUAAGCCAGCAUUGAAUUCUAUUAUAAACAGGAAGGAACUUGGCUGUGGUCUGGGGAAGAAAUAGGAAAACUUGUGAAUGUUGAUUACAAUCCCGCAGAGAAUAUGAUGCAAUAAAGGUGGUGUGGACUUGAUCUGACGCUAGUGUCUGUCAGUCUUGCUUUCAGGUUUCCAUCUAGGUACUUUUGUAGUACUUUAUGUUUUUUCUGUAAUAAUGAAUUGUUUAUGGAUUUAACUUAUUUUUUUUUUAAAUCUUUUCACCUUGUUUACUUAAUCUUGCUCAAUCACAAAAUAAGGUGUCUUUUACCUGUGAUUUGGGGAGUAGUCAUAUCAGCUAUACAGUAAGGCAUGUCUUUUCCUUAUCCAACACAUCUACAGCAGCUUUAGAAAUGAGCCAGUCACAAUUGCUUUACAUUGUGGUUCUAAGCAUGAAAAUAUUAUUCAGUCCUUGUUUACCUACUUUAUUAGGAAAUGUUAAUUCCUUCAAGUUGCUCAGAAUAAUUAAUGUGAACAUUUGGUGCUGAUUCUUAAAGAUCUAUAUAAAUACAGCCAUUACAAAAGGAACACAUUUUUCUCCCGUGUUCAUUGUUUGGGAGAAUGGCAUUUUAUAUCAUCUUUCUUUUAAGAAAAAUAGUAUUGAAUUGCUGGUUGUUGUGAUAUUCCUCAUUCUCUGGGUCUUGACAAAGAAAUAAUUGGUCAGAAAGUGAUUUUUCUUUUUUUCAGGCAAGUUAUGAAGGAUAGUUAGUUUUCUCUAUAUAACAUCUUAUAACACUUUAGCUUGGUUUUUUGGAUGUUUAUUUGUACUGCAAUCGAUCCAUAUCGUAACUAUUAUAGUUAAUUUUGGAAUGGAUAAAACUGGCUUCCUUUUGGGUAGGUGGGUAAUUACUUAGACCUGAUAGAAUAAGUUUUGGAAUUCUUUGAUGUUUAUAUUAUGUUAUGUUGGAUUUUGUUUUCUUGAAUUGUAAAUAGCAUUAACUAGAUUAUUUCCCAUUUUUCAGUAUGAGGAAACAUCUAGAAUAAGCUGUUAAAAUUCACAAUGGAUUCAAGUGGCACACACUUGUUAUUUCAGCAUUGAGGCUACGAAACUGUAAGCUCAGGAGUUGAGAACACCUUGGGCAAUAGAGAUCCUGUCUCAAAAACAGGGUCCCUGUAAAUUUAAUGGGAUCAGAAACUGGUCUUACGAGAAGGAGGCUGUUCUGCAUAUUUUUUUAAAUAAUAGCUUAGUUUUCAUAUCUAAAGAACACAUAGCAUAAUUUCUGUGAGUUAAAGUGUUCAUAAAUGAUCUGAGAGUUACAGGAAAGAUGGUUCUGGCUCUGUAGCGCACAGCUGUGGUACUCCACAAAUUGUAUGAGCUGCCCUGUUGUCCAUCCUACAACGUUUCCUGACGCAGGGACUCCCUCCCAAGGUCAUGCCAUUUGCUGAUCUUCACAGAGGCAGAAGUGACAUGCGGGUUGAUUUCUUACUAAAGAGAGACCCAUGACUAAAGAGGAUUGUGAGGUCGUUUUCUUUGGCAUUAUAUUCACAUUUUUCUGUGAGUCAGCAUCUGGGGGUUUCUAAUUGUAGUGAGUUCGAGAUUAAGGAACUAGGGAGACAGAAAGCCCUGAUCCCAAAGGAUCCUUUUAUUUGGUUCACAAUAUUUUUGGCUUUUUUGCUAAAUUUUGGAGAAAUUGCUCUAUGCUGACCUAAUUUUCUUUAUUGCAGACCAUUCCUAUGGGCUUAACCUGAGAAUUGAAUUCUAGUUAAAGAAUGGUGGAAGGAAUACUUCCUUCUGACCUGUGUAUUUUUCCCCAUUCUUUAAUAUUCUUGAGUACUUGAAAAACACCUUAAAAGAAACUGCUCAAAUGUAGCUUUAUUAGAAAUACCCUCUGCACUUGGCUUGAUGGUGGUGUAAGUUCUAAGAACUUGCAUGAUCACGACAAUAGUUUAUCAUGGUUAAAAAUACGGAGAGUUAAACCUGUUGCCGAAAUGAGUUAACCCAUUCUGAUGACCACAGCUGUGUGAGUUCUUUAGCUGAGAAAGUUGUUUAUAAAAAUAAACUACCGCUUUUCUGAGGUACUGCAUUUUCAAAAUAAACCUUUGUUUGUUUGUUUCCCUCUUCUGACUUGUAGUGGCCGAGCUUACAAAAACUUGUUUGCAGGGAUUUGCGAAGACAGCAUAAGUUUAAAAGGUCUGUGAUGAAACUCACAUUAGCAACAUGUUUGGGGUUUUCACAUUUUCAUGUGCAUGUUUUGGAAUAGAUUUUAGGGAGUGUUUAUUAUCAUUUUGGAUUUCUCCUGUUUUUGUUGCCAACUCCUAAGAUUUAGCUAAUACACAAGACAAAUCCUAGGGCCGUGCAGUGGUAGACUAGUAAGAGGUGGGAAUGUGCUGCUGUUGAGAGUGAACCUGUUGGAAUGUCUCUGUUUAUUCAGUACCACCUCCUGCAGCUCUAAUGUAAAUGGAGUAUGUGUAUAUGUAUACUUUUGUAGCUAGAAUGUCCUCCUUCACUUUUGUAUGUAAUUGUGUUUGGAGUGUCAAUGUUUUUUUUCCCCUUUUAACUUCAGGCCCUUGUAUGUUGUGUCUCUGAUUUGAAAUAGCAGAGAAGACAGAUUUGUAGAAAUGGCUCAGUCAAAGUGCACUGCAAUGGGACAGAUGUCUCGGAAGGCUGGUGGGCUGCCUUCUGGAUGCGACUGGCACCUUAAGAGUUUCUAUGGAAAGAUUAGUCGCAAACAAAGCUUGUAGACGUCACUUUGUUGUUUUUCUUUUAACUUUUAAUUACUUAAAUAAAAUGCAUUGUUUUUAUAGUAA